Messenger RNA from Corythoichthys intestinalis (scribbled pipefish), 2630 nucleotides. RefSeq names its product gastrula zinc finger protein XlCGF57.1-like. The record is from RefSeq and is a predicted model, not a curated record. Gene Ontology annotation, biological process: regulation of transcription by RNA polymerase II. Gene Ontology annotation, molecular function: DNA-binding transcription factor activity, RNA polymerase II-specific. NCBI's taxonomy places the organism in Eukaryota, Metazoa, Chordata, Actinopteri, Syngnathiformes, Syngnathidae. Gene Ontology annotation, cellular component: nucleus. The transcript has 2 exons. The coding region runs from base 188 to 1570 and encodes 460 amino acids.
GUUCACUCGAGGCAACGUCCGUGUACCCUUGCUACACUUGCACUUCUCUUUAAGUUCCCUUCUCCUCACUAAACAAGCUCCUUCAAAGCAUUCUCAUCGAAUAAGGACCCAAUGUCCUGCAGACAUCACUGAAGAACAUCUUCAUCCUGAUACACAUAACCCCCUCCACUUUAAACAGGAGGAAGAGAUGUUGUACAUCAAACAGGAAGCGGAGCAAAUCACCCCCUGCAUUAAAGAAGAAGAACAGCAAGAGAACAUCAACAAGUGUACAGUGACCGCCAGUGUGAAGAGCGAAGAAAAUGAAGGUCCAAGCGAAGAGAGCGGGGCAGCGAAACCUUCGAUCUACUGCUCAUUUCAGCACCUGACAACAAAAGAAGAGGGACAAUCGCAACCGGACGGCCUCUUCUCUCCGCUUUCGGACAACGACGACGUAACAUCACACUCUUCUGACACUGAUACUAAUGAGGAGGAUGUUGACUUUGACCAAAAUGCUUUGAAAUCCUUAAACAAUUCAUCAUUGAAAAUAGACGAAAAAGAAUGUGCUGGUGGGAAUUCGUUUGCCUGCACACUUUGCAACAAAGGAUUUUCACGGAAAAAUCAUUUAGAAAUGCAUAAGCGUAAACACACUGGAAAAAACCCUUUUGCCUGCACAUCUUGUGGUAAAAGAUUCACCGAGAAGGCUAAUUUACACAGACACGCAAGAACACACACUGGAGAGAAGCCUUUCGCCUGCACUCUUUGCAAAAAAGGAUUUUCUCGGAAGAGUCAUUUAGAAAUGCAUAAGCGUACACACACUGGAGAAAUGCCUUUUGCCUGCACACCUUGUGGUAAAAGAUUCACCGACAAGGGAAAUUUACACAGACACGCAAGAACACACACUGGAGAGAAGCCUUUCGCCUGCACUCUCUGCAACAAAGGAUUUUCUCGGACGACUCAGUUAAAAUUGCAUGAGCGUACACACACUGGAGAAAAGCCUUUCGUCUGCACAUGUUGUGGUAAAAGAUUCACCGAGAAGAGAAGUUUAAAUGCACACACAAGCACACACACUGGAGAAAAGCCUUUCGCCUGCACUCUUUGCAACAAAGGAUUUUCUCGGAAGCCUGAUGUCGUAAAGCAUAUGCGUACACACACUGGAGAAAAGCCUUUUGUCUGCACAAGUUGUGGUCAAAGAUUCACCGAGAAGGGAAAUUUAAACACACAUGCAAGAACACAUUCUGGAGAGAAGCCUUUCACCUGCACUGUUUGCAACAAAGGAUUUUCUCGGAAGAAUCUGUUAGAUAAACACACGCGUAUACACACUGAAGAAAAGCCUUUUGUCUGCACAUUUUGCGACAAAAGAUUUUCUCUGAAGUCUCAUUUAAUGAUACAUAAGCGCAUACACACUGGAGAAAAGCCUUUUGUCUGCACAUGUUGUGGUAAAACAUUCACCGAGAAGGGAAAUUUAGACAAACACACAAGUACACACACAGGAGAGAAGCCUUUUACAUGCUCAGUUUGUCAAAAAAGAUUCCAUCAGAAAGGAAAUUUAAACAGACAUGCAAGAACACACAUUGGAGAGAAACCUUUUUAAUGCUCACUUUGUGGUAAAACAUUUGCUCAGAAGGGACAUUUAGUAUUGCAUAGAAGAAGCCACACUGAAGAAAAAUCUUUGAAUUGCAAUGUUUAACAAGAUAUUCGAACAUCACAGUCAUUUACAGUGGAAAAAACAUUUCAAUUUUCUUAUCGAGUUUCCCUUGAGCCUCUUUUGAAAAAGUUGUUGAAAUGAUUUUGCAGGUCCUGGUCUUUUUCACAACUGUCGGAUAUUCUUGAUUUAUUUAUUUGUUUUAAUCAAAUGAAUUGGGUUCAGUUUAGGUUACUUCAUAUCAAGCUUGAUCUUCUGUUUUAUAGUAUGACUUUCCUGCUCCUUUGAUUGACCCAGAUUUAGCGUAUGUCUCCGUGUCUCUGUUGCUUAUGUCUCUGUUUUUAAUUACUCUUCAUUUUCCCCCACACUUCCUCUACUGUGAACCGUCUUUUAGAGCUCUUCUCUUUAGAGCAGGGGUCCCCAAACUACGGCCCGCCUCCACAUUUGGUCCAGCCCCCUGAACAAUUUUUAAUUUUUUUUUUUUAAACAUGUGUUAUUUAUUUCUUGGCUUUUUCUGUGAAGAACCCAGAGAGGGUUAUUUGGUUAUUAUCUAUUUAAUUAAUAGUAUUAUAUUAUAUUAUAUUAUCUUAUAUUAUAUUAUCUUAUAUUAUAUUAUCUUAUAUUAUAGUAUAGUAUAGUAUAGUAUAGUAUAGUAUAGUAUAGUAUAGUAUAUUACAUUACAUUACAUUACAUUAUUUACUUUUGUUCCGUGAAGAAUCCAGAAAGGGUUAUUUGAUUGAGGCUUUCUGAAAAACAAUACAUUUUUACAUUUAGGCACUCCUGCAAUCGUCACACUUUUUCUGUUACAAACUGACCCCGGCCCCUCAUCAGAGAAGGGAAAAGUUAUAUGGCCCUCACAGGAAAACGUUUGGGGACCCCUGCUUUAGAGUGUCACUUGGGGACAUAGCCAAUGUGUAGUGUUUUUUUUUUAAUUUAUUUAUUUUUUAUAACCAUUGUAUUAAUUUAUCAAUUCAUUUAUAGCAUUAAAUUGAAAAAAUAUACAAAUGUA